This is a messenger RNA of Aspergillus thermomutatus, 354 nucleotides long. RefSeq lists its product as uncharacterized. Bases 1 to 354 code for a protein of 117 amino acids. The record is from RefSeq and is a predicted model, not a curated record. Lineage: Eukaryota; Fungi; Ascomycota; Eurotiomycetes; Eurotiales; Aspergillaceae. The transcript is spliced from 2 exons.
AUGCGUUACUUCACUAUUGCCACCGUCCUCAGCCUCGCUGCAGCUGGCUUGGCUGCACCUUGGGGUGAAGGCGCUGGUGCUGGCCUUGUAUCUCUGCCCCCCUCUAUUGAUAGUUCUAUUACUCUCUGUUGCAGUGGUAGUUUUGCCGUACCUGUUGCGGUGGGCGGUACCCCUACUUGCGUUGCCUAUAAUUCCCCGGUCCCGAACUGUGCAGCUGGUCAAGUCAAAUUCGACUGCCCUGUCACCCGUGGUGUCUUGACGGGCUGCUCUGACCCCAGCGGAGCUGCAGCUGCCCAGAAUAUCGUUCAAGAGGUCCUGAACUUGGUGCCAGCCUUGCUCAACCUCAAUCUCUAA